AUGUUUGAAAACUGUAAUAAGUUAAAUUCAAUUUUAUUUUCAAAGAAUGUUUCAGAAAUACAAUCAAAAGCGUUCAGAAACUGUUUGUUAAUCGAAGAACUCAUUGUUCAGACGAAUAACAAUGAUAAAUUGAUUUUAGGAAAUAACGCUUUUGAAGGAUGCCGAAAAAUGAGAAGAUUCCGUACACAGUGUUCAGUUACAGAAGUCGGAGAUUACUGUUUCGAUGGAUGUGUCACAUUAUAUGACAUUGUCAUCGGAUCAGUCACGAAUUGUGGAAAAUUUGCAUUCAGAAACACUGAAAUUUCUCAAGUUUUGUUCAAAGAUGAAAAUAUGACAAUAUAUGAAUCAACAUUCGAGAACUGUUUAUCAUUAACAAAAAUCAUUAUAUUAGGAAGUGUGAGAGAAAUACAACAGUUCGCAUUCAAGAACUGUUGGAAUCUUCCUGAAUUGAUUCUAAAAACAUCUGUUGAUAAUUUCAAGAUUGGACAAUAUUCAUUCAACGGAUGUUGGAAUUUAGUUCGAUUAGAUUGUGAAUCAGAGACGAUAUCAAUUGGAGAUUCUUGUUUCAAUGGUUGUACAAAUUUAGAAGAAUUCAAUAUUGGAAGAGUUAUUUCAGUUGGAAAAUAUUCAUUUGCAGAUACGAAAAUAGUUAAUGUAUCAAUUGAUAUCGAUAACAUCGCAAUUCCAGAAGGUUUGUUCGAAGGAUGUUCUUCUCUUUCGAAUGUCAAUUUCAAUAAUGUAACAGAGAUCGGAAGUUUCUCAUUCAGGUAUUGCAUCAAUUUGAAAACAUUGACAAUUUAUUCACCAGAGAGAGAAUUUUUCAAGAUCGGAAAAUCAGCAUUCAAACAUUGUGUCAAUCUUGAGACAUUGCGAAUUCACGCAGUAUCUAUGGACUUAGAAAACAAUUGUUUCGAUGGAUGUGAGAAUCUUCACGAUUUAGUUAUUGGACCUAUUGUUCGUGUUCAAGAUUACGCAUUCAGUUAUUGUGCGAUCUCACAAGUAUUCAUCAACAUCGAUGAUGUUGUCAUCCCAGAAGGUUUGUUCUAUGGUUGUCACCACUUAAACCACGUCGCGUUCAAGAACAAUGUGAAAGAAAUAAAAUCUCACUCAUUCAGAGAAUGUUAUAAUUUGGAGAAACUGAUCAUUAAUUCAACAGAUAUCGUUAGUAUCGGAGAUAGUUGUUUCCAAGAUUGUUCUAAUUUGAAAACAUUGUUUAUUAACUGCGAACAAAUAUCAGUUGGAAAGAGUUGUUUCAUGAAUUGUUACAAAUUGAAUGAAACGAAAUUCGGUGUUUUCAUUAAUUUCGAUCAAUAUUCAUUCACAAAUUCAUCAAUCAAAGAAUUAAAUAUAUCAACAGAUGAUGAGAUAGAUGUUCCAAUCAGUUUAUUCGAAAAUUGUAUAAAUCUUUCGAUUGUCAAUAUUUCUGGAAUAUUUUCAUCUCUUUCAAACAACGUUUUCAAGAAUUGUUCUAAUGUAAAACAAAUAUAUAUAAAUCCAACUAAAGAUUUCGAAAUAGGUGACAACUGUUUCAAAGAUUGUUACAAUCUAUUUUCAUUACAUUGUCCUUCCGAUUUCGUGAAGAUUGGUUCUCAUUGUUUCGAAAAUUGUAAGAAACUAGCAGAUUUGAUAUUAGGAAUAAUAACAGAGAUAAAUGAAUACUCGUUUUAUAACUGCAAAGUUUCGAGAGUAUACAUCGACAAACAAAACGAAAACAUAGUUUUGCCGAAGUUUUGUUUCUUCCAAUGCAAUUAUUUAUUCGAUGUAAAAGUUUCUUCAAAAGAAAUUCAGAUAGAAAAUAACUGUUUCGAUGGAUGUUUCAACUUGUCAAAUUUCGAUUUCGAAGGAGAGAUAACAUAUGUAGGAUUCAAAUCGUUCAAUAGUUGUCAAAGUAUAAAAUCGAUCGUUUUGUCAUCUGAUAAUCUCAUUUUGGAAGAAAGCAGUUUCUUAGAUUGCAAAUCAUUGAAGACUAUAAAAAUAUACAAAAUGAAAUAUCUCGAAAUUCCAAAGAAUUGUUUCAGUGGAUGCACAUCAUUAGAAUAUUUCGAUUUCGGAGGAAUGAUCAGAAAUGUUGACGAGAACGCUUUCUAUCAAUGCAAGAAUUUGAAAUAUUUCAUCUGUGUUUCAUCAAAGUUAGUCAUAUUCAGGAAAUCUUGUUUCUUCGGUUGUCAAAAUAUAGAUUUAAUUAACAUAUCUUGUCCAACUGUACAAUUCGAAGAAAAAUGUUUCUGUGGAUGUGGUCUCAAAGAAUUAAUAUGUGAAUCAACAAUAUCAAAGAUUUCUUAUUUAUCAUUCGCAAAUUGUGAUCGUUUGAAAAUAUUAGAUAUAAAAUUAUCUGAUGAUAUAAUUGAGAUUCCUGAUUAUUCAUUCACAAAUUGUUCGAUGAUAAACACAAUAAAUAUACAAGCAAAGAAUAUAAAUAAGAUAGGAAAAUAUGCAUUUCAAAAUUCAAAUUCUCUAAAUAUUGCAAAUAUAAAAACGGAUUCAAAAAUUUUGUUAUUAGAUCAGUUCUGUUUCAUAAGAUCUGGAAUAACAAAUUUCGUUUCAAAUGCUGAUAUUCGUUCUAUGAAUGUAAGAACUUAA
Molecule: messenger RNA, 2580 nt
Organism: Trichomonas vaginalis G3
Lineage: Eukaryota; Parabasalia; Trichomonadida; Trichomonadidae
Exons: 1
Coding region: 1-2580 (859 amino acids)
Source: RefSeq, a predicted model, not a curated record